Paramormyrops kingsleyae is the source of this 2381-nucleotide messenger RNA. Its product is annotated as solute carrier family 35 member F2-like. Gene Ontology annotation, biological process: transmembrane transport. Gene Ontology annotation, cellular component: membrane. The record is from RefSeq and is a predicted model, not a curated record. Gene Ontology annotation, molecular function: transmembrane transporter activity. NCBI's taxonomy places the organism in Eukaryota, Metazoa, Chordata, Actinopteri, Osteoglossiformes, Mormyridae.
GUUGAUCUCUUGGCAGACACACGAGGAUACAGCGGUAGCGAUAAUGAAUUAACUAUCUGUAUCUUCUGCGUUGACAAGGAAAUGGAUGGAGCGGAGCGGUCGAAAUACACAGUGAAGAUAGCCGAUGACUCGGAAGCUGAGCGGCAGAAUGGGGGGUUUUGUGGCUGCGGCAGCGUCGACCCUAACCUACAAACGAGGCUGCUGCAGAAGAGGAUGGGCCCAGAGGAGCGGGCGGCAGGUUCCAUGAGCCCAGGACGCCUGAACAGGAAAUCUUUGCUCAGCAGGCUGACUGCAUACAGACUGAAGGAGAUCUUUACAUGGCACCUCCUAAAGACACUGGCCAUGGGUCAGGGCCUGUCGCUGCUGAUCUGUGGGACAGCGGUCACUUGCCAGUACCUCGCAGAGACAAAGGUGGAGACGCCCAUGCUACAGAGCUUCCUGAACUAUGCCCUGCUGUUCCUCACCUACACGGUCGCUCUGGUCUUCAGAAGGGGUGAUGGAAAUAUUUUGCAGAUUUUGCGGACAAAGUGGUGGAAGUACCUCCUAGUGGGCUUGUCUGAUGUGGAGGCCAACUACGCAGUGGUGAAGGCAUACCAGCUAACCACUCUGACCAGUAUACAGCUGCUGGACUGUUUUGUGAUCCCCGUAUUGAUGGUGCUUUCCUGGAUAUUCCUUCGGACUCGCUAUCGGGCGAUCCACUAUGUGAGCGUCGUCGUUUGCCUCCUCGGGGUGGGGGCCAUGGUGGGGGCCGACCUGCUGGCCGGGCGGGACCAGGGAUCCACCAGUGACAUCCUGCUGGGAGAUGGGCUGGUGCUCAUUAGCGCCGCCCUGUAUGCAGUCUCCAAUGUGUGCCAAGAGCACGUGGUGAAGAACCAGGGUCGAGUGGAGUUCCUAGGCAUGAUGGGACUCUUUGGAACCCUGAUCAGCGGCAUCCAGAUGGCUAUUUUGGAGCACAAGUCUGUAGUGAUGAUCCCAUGGACCUGGUGGAUAGUCGUCCUAUUCACCAUCUACGUCUCCUGUAUGUUCCUGCUGUACAGCUGCAUGCCCGUGGCAUUGAGGUUGACCAGUGCCACAGCGGUCAACCUCUCCCUGCUCACUGCUGACCUGUUCAGCCUCUUCUGUGGCCUUUUCCUCUUUGGCUACACGUUUUCGGGCCUGUACAUCGUCUCCUUUGUGGUGAUCACCGUGGGAUUUGUCAUGUUCAAUGUCGUGCCCACGUUCGCUCCAGAAGGGCCGGCCAGACUUGACAGGACCCCGGCACCUUCCCUCAGCGCUUCCCUGGACAACUACUUCAGACAGGAAGUGGAUGUGGACAAAGAGGGAGAUGGGGGAGGGGCUACGAAUCGGCUUCAGUGGCAAUCACGAGACCAUGCUGGUGAAACUAGCACUAAGUUUUAGCUUUGCACUUUGCACUUUAAAAAAAAAAAAAAGGAGGGGCGAGGGGGGUUCCCCUACACCAGGAGUGGUGUACCUGAUCCAUGGAGAGCUGCUGUGUGUGUGGAUUUUUGGGAUGACCUCUCAAUCAGCCAAUAAUUAAGCAGUGGUUUUCAACUCCAGUCAUGCCACUGUUAUAGGCUGAUUGAGAGGCCAUCCUAAAAACCCGCACUGGCUCUCCAUGGAUCAGGUACGCCACCCCUGUCCUACACUAGCAUUAUAGUGAUUCAUGGGCAUCUUUCAUGUGCUGGAACAUGUAAUAUUCAUACAUCCCUCUCGCUGUAGAGGACACGUCGGGUGAAGGAGAAGUUAAUUAAACUCUUUACUAUCUCAGUGUCAGACAUUCACAUUUUCCAUUACAAUGUGGGUGGGUAGAUUGCUUUGAGAAUCUAAAGCACUUAGAAUUAAAUUAGUAUUAUAGUAAUCCUUACAAAGGGAUGUAUUACUACAUGGAUUUUCUAAAUGUUUUUGUUUAGUUUCAAAUGAGGUGCUAUAUGCAAUAUGGCCAACAAGCGGAAGGAUUAAAAAUGGGAAACAUUUGUUUUUUAUGGGUUUGGCUAUCAGGUCACUCACCAUAUUAUUGUUUUGUUUGUUUUUCCAAUUUGUACAAAAUCAUGUGAAUGGUGUCUUGUUAUCUCCAAUUCAAAUUUUAUAUCCAUUUUCGGACAUAUUUUGUGUGACGUCCAAACUUUUUUUGUUAAAUGGGUCAAAAGUGUCUGAGGCUGGCCUUGUGUCAUUUUCGGCUAACAAUCCUGGAAAUGUGCAUUAACUUCCACGGUGGAGACUUCGGGUGCUGUCACCACCAAAUAUGGUCAGAUCUGUAAGUCAGGUCAUGAUAUACCGGCGAUACCAAGGCAAUCUGAUGGCGUGAGCAAGGCAAGGUCAUGACCUCUGUUUGAUCAGUUCACAAUCAGGUUUGUACAAAUAAAAGAUUUUAUACUGACAAA